Molecule: messenger RNA, 669 nt
Organism: Alternaria triticimaculans
Lineage: Eukaryota; Fungi; Ascomycota; Dothideomycetes; Pleosporales; Pleosporaceae
Exons: 1
Coding region: 1-669 (222 amino acids)
Source: RefSeq, a predicted model, not a curated record
AUGCUAGCACCGCCGCCGAAGCCACACUGUGCAUUCGGUACCGCUUGUGGCUCACGUCCAGGAGGACAAGAACAAGGAACAGACAUAUGUUCAUGGUGCAAGAACAUGAGCUUCGACGCACUGUACAAGCAGGCCGAAGCACAUCCAGACAAGCCGUUGCUGAGGUACCGCAUCGAUGUCUACAGGCACCAGCUUGAGCGCGACAGCUCCGAACGCAUCAGAAAAGGCUGGACAAAUCUCUGCGCCUGCAAAGACCCAGAAUUCCGCUUCUCAGCAUGGCGCAACGACUUCAACCCCCAAGAUUCUCGCCUCUGCGGCACAGUUCGGCAUCGCGGACAGCUGUGUGCACGAUGCUACCGCAAAGCACAAGAGCAAGCCUGCCAUUGGCUUUCGGAAUUCGAUGGUGACCGAGUGGGGUUUCCGUGUGUCUUCGAGGACCCACGGCUAAGACGGCCCGUCGACAGCAACUGGAAGAUUGGACCGCGGAAUCAGCAGGGUGAGGCGGACCCAAGCUGGGAAAAGGAUCCAAGGAGAGAUGGACGCUGUGACAGGACGAGGUUUAGGAAUCAGCUUUGCCAGAAGUGCUUCAAUCGUAUGUGCGAGAUUCGAGGGUUUGGUCGGUACUUCGAUACGGAGUGGGGCAUACUGCGCCGAAACUAUGGGGUGUGA